Molecule: messenger RNA, 609 nt
Organism: Desarmillaria tabescens
Lineage: Eukaryota; Fungi; Basidiomycota; Agaricomycetes; Agaricales; Physalacriaceae
Product: defective in Cullin neddylation protein 1
Exons: 6
Coding region: 1-609 (202 amino acids)
Biological process (GO): protein neddylation
Cellular component (GO): ubiquitin ligase complex
Molecular function (GO): ubiquitin-like protein binding; ubiquitin conjugating enzyme binding; cullin family protein binding
Source: RefSeq, a predicted model, not a curated record
AUGUCAGACGAAACGACUGCCCAAUUCUGCAGUGUUACGGGAGCACAAGCGAAAGAUGCCAAGCGGUAUCUAGACAAAUACAAACGCCUCGACGCGGCGGUGGAUGCUUACUAUAACGACCCUGUCUCGCGUCGUAGCGGGGGAUCAGUCACCGCGGCUAGUACAAGUAAAUUGAAUGCCUUAUUCGACAAGUACAAGGAUCCCGACGGUGACGAGAUAACAAUUGACGGGACUAUUAAAUUUUGCGAAGACCUUUCUGUCAACCCGGAGGACGUUGUGCUGUUGUCCGUGGCAUAUGAGCUGAAGUCGAAAAGGAUGGCUAUGGAUAGUGCGCAGGCGUUCUGGGCUCUGCUCCUACCUCACGGAUUGAAGGGUGGCGCAUUGUCCCAUACGACAUCCACUGAUGAAGACGAUGUUGACAUGGAUGCGACUUCAGAGGAGGGCUGGAAAGACCAAUAUACCCAAUGGUGGUUUGAAUACCUAGAAGCGAAAGGUGGCAAGGGUGUCAGCAAGGACACUUGGUCUAUGUUUUUGGACUUUGUACGGAGCAUCGAUGCUAAAUUUGAAAAGUACGACGCUGAAGGCGAAAGCCUGGCCGUCCACCAUUGA